AUGAUAAAUAAAUUAAUUGAUAAACUGUCUGCAUUAUAUGUUUGUGUAUGCGAAUAUGUGUGCAUAGCAGGGUAUGCACCUGCUGCUUUCCUGCUGCUUCUUAUUACAGUUGACUAUGGUUAUGUAUGCGCGCUUUUGGGAAAUUUAGUCUAUUUGGGCGUGAUAAUAUUUCAGUUGCAUGAUGUGCAAAUUUUCAUGAAGUUUUCUUCGCUUUCCAUACUAGAGAGUCUGAAGAAGAAUCUUGCAGAAAAGGGAUUUGAUGAUAUGACGCCUGUGCAGGAGAGUGUGGUGCCUCUGCUCCUGCGCCAGCGGGACGUAGUGGCUGAGGCGGUCACCGGCUCUGGGAAGACACUUGCGUUUCUUGUGCCCCUUCUCCAGAGAGUGCUGGGAAAGAAGCGCCCAAAGAAGGCAGAGGGGCCGCGCGUGCUUGUUGUUGCGCCCACCCGCGAGCUUGCGCAGCAGAUCCACCAGGCUGCGCUGUCCAUCUCUGGCGGCCUUGGAGUGAGCAUGCAGUGCAUCACUGGCGGCGCAGAGGUCGGCGAGAUAGUGGCCCGCCGCGCGCUGGGAGAGAGCAAUGCGGAUGCGUGGCCGGAUGUCAUGAUUGGCUCGCCUGGGAAGAUUUUCGAGCUAAGCAGAGAGGGCGGGAUGCCUCUCCGAGACGUGGAGCUGUUUGUUCUUGACGAGGCCGACAAAAUGCUCUCCUUUGGAUUCCGCAAGGAGGUGUCUGAGAUGCUGCGCAUGCUUCCGCGCGCAAAGCAGACUGCGAUCUUUUCCGCCACGGUAUCUGAGAGCGUGCACGCGCUGGGCCGCCUGGGGAUGCGCAGCCCCCUCUUUGUGUGUGUGAAAAACGCGCUGUGUGUGCCGGACGGGCUGCGCCUGCACGGGCUGUGUGUGCCGCCUGCAGAGAAGAGCGAGGCUCUGAUGCGGGGAAUACGCUCUCUCGGAAAAAAAAUCAUUGUGUUCUUUGCCACGUGUGCGCAGGUGGACUACUUCCACUCGCGGCUGCUGC
Molecule: messenger RNA, 1009 nt
Organism: Nematocida ausubeli
Lineage: Eukaryota; Fungi; Microsporidia
Exons: 1
Cellular component (GO): nucleolus
Molecular function (GO): RNA helicase activity; ATP binding; nucleic acid binding
Source: RefSeq, a predicted model, not a curated record